AGGGCGGAGGGGUGCCGGGUGCGGCUGGUCACCGAGCUGCAGGUGGCCUCGCUCUGGGACGUUCUGCUGACCCGCCAGCUCUUCACGCCCGCCAUGAUCGAGGACAUUCAGCAUGCAGGCUCAGGGUCUCGGAGCGAUCAGGCCAGGCAGCUGGUCAUAGAUCUAGAGACCCGAGGGAGUCAGGCCCUCCCUUUGUUCAUCUCCUGCUUAGAAGACACAGACCAGGAUAAGCUGGCUUCAUUGCUGAGAAUGAGUCGGCAAGCAGAAAAGCAGAAUCCAGAGGCUGUCAGACCCCUGAACCUCAUGCCUGUGGUGCUUAGACCAACGGCCCUCACACCAGAGGAUCUCAGAGAGAAGCACGGUCCAUCAAAGCCAACUCCAGGAAAACUCGCUCCAGUGGUGCUGGGGCCUGAGCAGCUCUGGCCAGACAAGCUCAGGCCAGAGGUUCUCAGACCAGAGGUCUCCAGGCCAGUGGACAAUGGUUCUGGACGAUUCAGUGAUGUCUGUGCUCAGGAGAUUUCCAAGCAAAAUGUUGAUUUGGCGUAUGCCCUGAACGCAGACCCCUGCGGCCACUGCCUCAUCAUCAACAACGUGAACUUCCGCCUCGAGUCGAGGCUCACGGCCCGCACCGGCUCCAAUAUCGACUGCGAAAAGCUGCAUCGGCGCUUCCGCUUGCUGCAUUUCACGGUGGAGGUGAAGUGCGACCUGACGGCCAAGCAAAUGGUCCAGGCUUUGGUGGAGCUGGCGCGGCGCGACCACGGUGCCCUUGACUGCUGCGUGGUGGUCGUCCUCUCUCACGGCUGUCAGGCCAGCCACCGCCAGUUCCCAGGGGCUGUUUAUGGCACGGAUGGAUGUCCUGUGUCCAUCGAGAAAAUUGUGAACAUCUUCAAUGGAGCCGGCUGCCCCAGCUUGGGAGGGAAGCCCAAGCUUUUCUUCAUCCAGGCCUGUGGUGGGGAGCAGAAAGACCAUGGAUUUCAGGUGGCCUCUGCUUCCCCUGAAGACAGGACCCCUGACAGUGACCCCAAGUCCGACGCUGUCCCGUUCCAGGAAGGCCCAGGGCCCUUUGACCAGCCGGACGCCGUGUCUAGUUUGCCCACACCCAGUGACAUCUUUGUGUCCUACUCCACUUUCCCAGGCUUUGUUUCCUGGAGGGAUACCAAGAGCGGCUCCUGGUACGUGGAGACCUUGGACGGUGUUUUUGAGCAGUGGGCUGACUCGGAGGACCUGCAGACCCUCCUGCUCAGGGUCGCUAAUGCUGUUUCGCAGAAAGGGAUUUACAAACAGAUUCCUGGUUGUUUCAAUUUCCUCCGGAAAAAACUUUUUUUUAAAACAUAACGCGAGCCAGGGCCCCUCCGCCUCUCCCCCUGCUUUACCUGAGUUCACCCCAAAACCUUCCUGCUCUGGGCCCAUGGCAGCCGAGGCCUGUCCUGUCCUAGAGCUAUGGCUGUCAUUCUUUAAAGGGGUUGGUGGCCUG
Messenger RNA from Ailuropoda melanoleuca (giant panda), 1474 nucleotides. It is a transcript of the gene CASP9, whose product is annotated as caspase 9. Gene Ontology annotation, molecular function: cysteine-type endopeptidase activity. Lineage: Eukaryota; Metazoa; Chordata; Mammalia; Carnivora; Ursidae. Bases 94 to 1335 code for a protein of 413 amino acids. Gene Ontology annotation, cellular component: cytoplasm; cytosol. The record is from RefSeq and is a predicted model, not a curated record. The transcript has 9 exons. Gene Ontology annotation, biological process: intrinsic apoptotic signaling pathway in response to DNA damage; proteolysis; positive regulation of neuron apoptotic process.